Xyrauchen texanus (razorback sucker) is the source of this 4890-nucleotide messenger RNA. RefSeq names its product gastrula zinc finger protein XlCGF49.1-like. The transcript is spliced from 2 exons. The record is from RefSeq and is a predicted model, not a curated record. NCBI's taxonomy places the organism in Eukaryota, Metazoa, Chordata, Actinopteri, Cypriniformes, Catostomidae. Gene Ontology annotation, molecular function: DNA-binding transcription factor activity, RNA polymerase II-specific; RNA polymerase II cis-regulatory region sequence-specific DNA binding. Gene Ontology annotation, biological process: regulation of cytokine production; negative regulation of transcription by RNA polymerase II; regulation of immune system process. The coding region runs from base 1486 to 2694 and encodes 402 amino acids. Gene Ontology annotation, cellular component: nucleus.
CAAAACUUAAAGCAGUCCACCACAUUUGUUGGUUGUAGUUAAUUAACAAUUCAUGUUAUAUAACAAUAUAAUCAAUCAAAGAAACCAAAAAACAAGUAAAUUAAAUUGGUUUAAAAAUGAAACAUUCUUUAAUCAGCAUUGAUUGCUUGUGAAUCAGUCACAAUAUGAUUCAAGCUUUGCAAAAGAAGUGUUUUUGAAAGAUGGGGGAUUUAAAAACACAAUUGGACUUGAAUGCAAAUCCGUAAGUAACCAAUUCCAUGUCAUGACUAUUUGAUAGUUGUAGUUUAUUGUGCUUAUGUGAACAGUGUACAUUCAGAUGCAAUUUGUUGGAUGUGUGUUAUGUUUAAACCCAGAUUUUUUUUUUAUUUAUUAUGUAGCUGGUUCAUUCGCUUUCGAUUAAGUUUCAAAUAUACACUCACUGAGCACUAUAUUAGGACACUAUGGUCCUAAUAAAUUGCACAACGUGGUCUGCUGUUGUGGCCCAUCUGCCUCAAGGUUUGAUGUGUUGUGCAUCCUGAGAUGCUAUUCUGCUCACCACAAUUGUACGGAGUGGUUAUCUGAGUUACCAUAGCCUUUCUGUCAGCUCGAACCAGUCUGGCCAUUCUCCGUUGACCUCUCUCAUCAACAACAGUAGUGGUGGUGUAACAGGAGUUGUGUCCUUGAGCAAGGCACUGAACACCACGUUGUUCCGGGGGGAUUGUCCCUGUAAUAUGUGCACUGUAAGUCGUUUUGGAUAAAAGCGUCUGCCAAAUGCAUAAAUGUAAAUGUAAACAAGGCAUUUCAGUCUGCAUAUCUGCUAUUAAUUGGAUGUUUUUAGAUUUGGUUUCAUUCUGAGUAAACUCUAGUAUUUCUGCAACCGCUCCUGGGAUUUCUGCAACUGCUAAAAAUCCCAGGAGCAGUUGCAGAAAUACUCCCAACUUCUAACCAUACCAUAUGUAGUGGGAAUUACUUUCAUCCUCUCCCUCAUCUGGUCUGUAUAUCUGGUUUAUAUUAUAGGUUUAUAUCUGUGCAUUAAUCUAAUGCCAUCAAUAUUGGUUUCUAUGUAAGCUCCAGAUGAGUGCAUGUGUCAAAUUGACGUCCACAUGAAUGGUCGGACCCAGGGUUUCCCAGCAGAUCAUUGCCCAGAACAUCACACUCCCUCCACCGGCUUUUAGUCUUUCCACAGUGCAUCCUUGUGCUAUCCCAGGUAAACAAUGUAAUGUAAUGUCCAUCUAUGUGAUGAAAAAGAAAAUGGGACUCAUCAGACCAGGUGACCUUCUUCCACCACUCCAAGGUCUAGUUCCGAUGCACGCGUGCCCAUUAUGGGUGCUUUUGAUGGUGGACAGGAGUCGCAUUCUGACCAGUCUGCAGCUAUGCAGCACGUCGUUCAGGUCUUUACUCCUGCCCAUUUCUUCUGCAUUCAGCAUGUUGACUACAUCAACUGAUUGUUUGCUUCACAUCUAAUCCACCCAGACCUUGACAUGUGGCCUUGUUAGAAGAUGAUCAAUGUUAUUCUUUUCAUCUGAAGUGGUCAUAAUAUUUUGGCUCUUCUGUGUAUACAGUAUAUAUAUAUGUGUGUGUGUGUGUGUGUGUGUGUGUGUGUAUUGUUUGGUCAAGUGCUCAUGGAAAAGAUGUGCCUUCAGCCAAUUUUUGAAGACCGAGAGCGAGUCUGCUUCAUGGAUGGAGUUGGGAAGUUUGUUCCACCAACAAGAUUUGAUGGACGUGACCGGGAAAAGUCAAGAACUGAAUGAAGUGAAGAAGGACCUCUCGGAUCAGACACAUCAUGAUUUCAAAACUGGACAAAUAUCUUUUAGUGGUUUACAGACCGAAAAGAAUAUCUCACAAAAAAAAACUCAAGACAAAAAAUCUUUCAUCUGCCCUCAGUGUGGGAAUACGUUUACACGUAAAACAAAUCUUACUAAGCACAUGAGAAUUCACACUGGCGAGAAGCCUUUCAAAUGCCAUCUGUGUGAGAAGAGUUACAGAGAGGCAUGUAGUCUCAAAGAUCAUCUGUCCUUCCAUUUUGGAGAAAAGGCAUAUAUCUGUGAUCUAUGUGGCAAAACAUAUUCUUCACCAUCAGUCUUAAGAACACACCGGAAAAUUCAUACAAAUGAGAAGCCUUUCUUGUGUUCAUUUUGUGGAAAGAGUUUUGCAUUUCUGCACAGUUUAAAAGACCACAAGAGAAAACACACUGAUGUGAGAGAUCAUGUGUGCUCUGAGUGUGGGAAAGCCUUUCACAGAGCUUGUGACUUGGAACAGCACCAAAGAAUCCAUACUGGAGAAAAACCUUACAAAUGUUCAUAUUGUGAAAAGAGUUUCACUACUUCAGGAAACCUGAAAAAACACGAGAGAGUGCAUACUAGAGAGAGGUCAUACCACUGCACUUUAUGUGGGAUGAGUUUCAUUAGGUCAGGAAACCUUAAAGCACAUGAGAGAGUGCAUACUAGGGAGAGGUCAUACCACUGCACUUUAUGUGGGAUGAGUUUCAUUAGGUCAGGAAACCUUAAAGCACAUGAAAGAGUGCAUACUGGAGAGAGGCCGUACCAAUGCACUUCAUGUGGGAAGAGUUUCAUUAGGUCAGGAAACCUGAAAGCGCAUGAGAGAAUUCAUACUGGAGAGAGGCCGUACCAAUGCACUUCCUGUGGGAAGAGUUUCACCCAAUCAGGCUCUCUAGUGACUCAUAUAAAAAAUCAUUGUCCAGGGUUGUCGCAGUGAGCAAAGUUCAUCUUUAUUUGCCUGGCGAAUAGUAUGAAAUUAAGGGGGGAAAAGAAGAUGUAAUUUCUCUCAAAAUAACAGUUACAAUUGUAGUGCUGAAUGAGCUGGCCUUCUGAGCUGAAGGACGCUUGUACUUUCUCUACAAGCUAAAAAGAAGUAAAAGUAUUAGUUUUAAAAAAACUGUUUAUGCUGUGAAAUGAAUUUUUGUAUGAAUAAAAAGAUCUAAUUAUUCUAUUAGUCUAUUAUAUCACCAUUCAAUACAUGCUGUUUGCUGUAAUACAUGUAGAUCUGAAAUGACUUUCAUCCGCUGAAAUAAUUAAGAGACUAUGAUUGGUCUACUACUAAAUACUCUAUACUAAAAAAUAUUUCUUUAAAAUUAGGUUGUUUUGCUCAUUUCAGUAUUUCUGCUGUGCAUUUGGCAAAAAUCAGUGUAGGUUGGGCAUGGGCAGCUUUUGCGUUUAACACAGUGAUGAUAAUAAUAAUAAUAAUGUAAUUUAUUUUAUCUUAUAGCCCAGGCCAAUCUAUCUUGUUUAGUGUGAUGAAUGAACAUGAUAUUUGCUUUCACUAUUGUUUUAAUCAUUAAACAUUGUAUUUACCCUGUAAAUACUUAUGAAUACUUGCAGAUAAACCUAUUAUGUGCAAGUUUCUAGAUGUCCACUGCCUCCUGGUGAAAGUCUCUGUGCUUUUCUGGAAGUAGAAGACCUUGUAAUAUUUCAAAAAUGGUUGGCUACAUAGUGUGAUGCACAUGUCUUUUUGCUUUGAAAUUAUUGCUGAUAUUUAUUAAUGAGUAUUUGCUUAACUCUAGAACACACAUGUAACUUUACUAGGGGUGUACUCCUCUUCACUUGUUUUCUUGGUGCAUUCGAUUACUUAUAAUGCCGAUUCACACGCAUCCAUCUAGUUUUCUUCUUUGUCCCCAUGUCACAUGUUGUUGUCACUUUCCAUUGCCCUUUUAGCAGGUAGUCUGUUUAAACGGAGUGGACAAUUUAAAAUUGUCCAAUUUCACAAUUUGCAUCUAGAAGCCACUACAAGGUAGUUCCUCGUGAAAAGAUGUUUUUAAUAUACCGAUUUCAUAGCACAGUGAUACACAUAUUAAUUUGUUUAGCAUGUAGCCAUCUAUAUAUUAUUUUGAAGAAACAAUUAAGGAAACAUUUAUUGAUAUAUUGCAUAUUUCUGUGUCUUUUUCUCAUGUUUAAUUAAGUAUAUUUCAUCCCCAUCAUUAUUGAAUUCUCAUUUUAUGUUUUUAAAUUAGUCUUAUUUUUUGCAAUGCAUAGACCUACUAUUGUAGUAUUUUGGUUAAUUUGCAUUGUCCACUGAGGCUGUAGAUUCUUCAAUUGAACUCAUAUCAGCCAUAUCAGGAGUUUUGCCUCUUAAAUUGAUAAGUCUAGUACAAUGCAAACAAUGUGUUGUGGAUAAAACCAAACCAAUCUCAUGAAAAUUCGUACAAGUUGGCUAAAACUUUCGUAUGUAAUCGUUCAAGUUUUAGAAGUGCAAAUCCCUGUCUAAUGCAGAAAUAAGUGAAUGUUCCGUGUAUAUUAUUUUUAUGCCCCAACCCAAACCAAAUAUCUAAACCUAGCUAUAUAGAGUCCCUAAGCCUUUUUUUUUUUUUUUCAAGUGUUAAAAAGUAUGUUGUGUAAGUUAUUGUCUCGUUUUAUAUGAGAGAGAGUCACCUGAUUGCCUGGUGUAUAGGUCAUACGAAUUUGUACAUCAUCCCAAUGGUGAAGUACGGUGGAGGGAGCUUAAUGAUUUGGGGCUGUUUUGCUGCUUCGGGGCCAGGAUCGUUUGCCAUCAUCGAAGGAAAAAUUAAUUCCCAAGUUUAUCAAGCUCAGAAGAUGGUGGGUGAUACAGCAGGACAAUGACCCUAAACAUCAAAAGUGAAUCCACUACAGAAUGGCUUCAAAAAAAGAAACUACACCUUUUGGAGUGGCCCAGACAACCCAAUAGGGAUGCUGUGGAAUGACCUCAAGAGAGCCGUUCACACCAGACAUUCUAAGAAUAUGGCUGAGCUGAAGCAGUUCUGUAGAAGAAGAAUGAUCCAAAAUUCCUUCUGAACAUUGUGCAGGUCUAAUCUGCAGCUACUGGAAACGCUUUGUUGAGGUUGUUGUUGCCAAAGGAGGAUCAACCACUUAUUAAAUCCAAGGGUUCUCUUACUUUUUCCACAGCACUGUGAAUGUUUAAUGGGAUGUGUUCAAUAAA